AUGACGCAACUGAACAUAAAUUCUGUUAUAUCUCGUGUUAUUGACGAAUUAAUGCAAGAGGGAAAUCAAAUCGACGAGAACCAAUUGUUAGAAGCUUUACGACAGCGUGGUAUCGUUGACGAAAUUGUGAAAUCACUCAAAUUCCAGGAUAAUCAAACAACCACCAAGGAAAUGACCGAUAACUAUAAUAAUCAAGCGGUACAAUCAAUGAAAAUUGAUCCUUCUAAACGAUAUUUGUACGUCCAAAUGUUGGGAGGUAGAGCUUUCCUAGAGCAUAUUUUAGACGAAGAUAGAAGUACAGAAAAGAAUUAUAACGGGACACUUUCUAUUCAUAUUCAUUUUCGUCAGCAACGAUUUCAAUCACGUCCUAUUCUAUGUGCGUGUGAGCCCGAUUUAAGGGAUGGGUUCUUACUGCAAUUGCCACAACAUAAAGUUUCUGCCAGAAGUGAUCCGACAUCUUUACUAUCUAUUGCUGAACCAAUCCAUUUACUUCUAAUUCGAAAUGAACCUAAUGGCGACAAAACUUUGUUAAGCUCGACUUAUCUAGAAUGGAGGAAAGUAUUAAGUUCCUCACAUAAUCGUUGGACGACUGCUGUUGAAUUAAAUGGUAUCGGCCCUGAAGCUAAGCUAUCGGUUGGGCUAUUAGAUCUGAAAAUAGAAUUAAUUCCUCGCAGUCUAGAGGAAUUAUCGAAAGAUGUGGUUGAAGCCCAAUUUAAGCUCGAACAUAAUCGAGCUACUGAAAAGGAACGCUUGUUUUUGGUCUAUGCUAAACGAUGGUGGCAAGAAUACAUCCAGAUCAGACCAGUGCAUAGCAAAAGACUCGUCAAGAUAUUCGCCCAAGAUGAAAAUGCAGUGAAUCGUUUCGUUUGCUCAUAUUUAAAACCCUUAAGAUCUCAACGUUUCCUAGAUACACCGCGCCAAGCCGCUCGAUUUGUUAGCCUACUUGCGUAUGAAGAAGCGCCUAUAGUUGGCGGAGGCAGUCGAAGCGAAGUUUGGAGUAAUACGUUGGCAUUUUUGUGUAAAAAGAAAGGCGACUGCGAAGAUCAUUCAUUGUUACUUUGUAGUCUUCUCGUUGGCUUUGGAUUGGAUGCUUAUGUUUGUAUUGGUACUAACGCGAAAGGUUUAUUUUGUACCUGGGUUGCUACGAUUGGAGUCGAUCAUUCAGUUGUAUUUUGGGAUAGUUUAACUGGCCAAAGAUUUAACCAUAACCCAAUCAAUCCAGAUGAUCCACCGUUAAAAAAGCAAAUCAAAGUUGAUCAUCCUUUUAAAACAAUUGGAUCGGUCUUUAAUCAUAAAUCGUUUUACGCUAAUUGUCAGCCAUCGGAUAAUGUUGACUGUUGUUAUUUCGAGCUCAACAAGGAGACAAAAUGGAAGGCUAUGAAUGAAGAUGUUAUUAAAUCAAAUUGUGAAAAUAUCUUAGUGCCAUCUUGGGCUACGGCACCACCCUUAUCCCCUUCUAAAAUUGAUCCAGUGAUUAUUAGCGCUGAAUUGGAACGAGAAUUACAAUCUUUAAUAACUGAUUACAGAAAGGAUUUAGAUCUAUCGACCAUUUGGGAUGAUAAUUUAAGCUAUAUCUUAACAUCGGCGUUAGCAGCAUAUGAAUUAGAGAGGUGUACUGGUAUUUCUAUCGGAAAUGAAGAAUUCCAGCAUGCUAUAAGGAGAGCAGUACCUGAGAGGCAUACGUUUAAAGGUUUUCCAAUUCAGUUUGUCCAUCGAGAUAUGAGAAGAGCCCUCGCCUCGUCAUUGAAAUCGCCAGUGUGUGAAGAAAUACUAGGUUGUCGGGGUGAUUUGGUCCGCUUAGCACUACGAGUGAGAAUUUUUACCUACGCUGAAGAUGUAUCUGCCGUAUGGAUAAUGUUUGCGGUAACAUAUCGUUCUGUGCUUUAG
Molecule: messenger RNA, 1887 nt
Organism: Trichoplax adhaerens
Lineage: Eukaryota; Metazoa; Placozoa; Uniplacotomia; Trichoplacea; Trichoplacidae
Exons: 8
Coding region: 1-1887 (628 amino acids)
Source: RefSeq, a predicted model, not a curated record